GUCACGUGAGGCGGGGCGGGGGGCGCAUGCGCGCUGCGGAGGGCGGGCUGGUGCGGGCCGGGCCGGGCGGCCGCUCCCCUGGCUGGCAGUGCUCGCUAAGAUGGCGGACUUCCUGCCGUCCCGCUCCGUGCUGUCGGGCUGCUUCCCCGGCUGCCUCCUCACCAGCGGCGAGGCCGAGCAGCAGCGCAAGUCCAAGGAGAUCGACAAGUGCCUCAACCGCGAGAAGACCUACGUGAAGCGCCUCGUCAAGAUCCUGCUGCUGGGCGCGGGCGAGAGCGGCAAGUCCACCUUCCUCAAGCAGAUGCGGAUCAUCCACGGGCAGGACUGGGACCGGGCGGCCCGCGAGGAGUUCCGUGCCACCAUCUACAGCAACGUGAUCAAGGGUGUGAGAGUCCUCGUAGAUGCCAGAGAGAAACUUCAUAUCCCUUGGGGAGAUCCUGCGAACCAGAGCAAUGGAGAUACGAUGAUGGCUUUUGAUACCCGGUCGGUCACAGUGGUGCAAGGGAUGGUGGAGACGGCAGUUUUUUUACAGUACCUCCCGGCCAUAAGAGCUCUCUGGGCAGACAGCGGUAUCCAGCACGCGUACGACCGGCGCAGAGAAUUCCAGCUGGGGGAAUCUGUAAAAUACUUUUUGGACAACUUGGAUAAACUUGGAGAACAAGACUAUCUUCCCUCACAGCAAGACAUACUGCUGGCACGAAGACCCACAAAAGGGAUUCAUGAGUACGACUUUGAAAUAAAAAAUGUUCCUUUCAAAAUGGUUGAUGUAGGUGGCCAAAGGUCAGAACGGAAACGGUGGUUUGAAUGCUUCGACAGCGUCACAUCGAUACUCUUCCUCGUUUCCUCAAGUGAGUUUGACCAAGUGCUUAUGGAGGAUCGGCAAACGAAUCGCCUUACGGAGUCCCUGAACAUUUUUGAAACAAUAGUCAAUAACCGGGUUUUCAGCAACGUCUCCAUCAUUCUCUUCUUAAAUAAAACGGACUUGCUUGAGGAAAAAGUACAAAAAGUGAGCAUCAAAGACUAUUUUCCAGAAUUUGAAGGGGAUCCCCACUGCUUAACAGAUGUCCAAAAAUUCCUGGUGGAUUGUUUUCGUACCAAACGCCGGGACCAGCAGCAGAAGCCCCUCUACCACCACUUCACCACUGCUAUUAACACAGAAAACAUCCGGCUAGUUUUCCGCGAUGUCAAGGAUACCAUCCUUCAUGACAACCUCAAGCAGCUUAUGCUACAGUGAUGUGCAAAAAGACAUUUUAUUUGAGUAACUAUUGUGUGUUUUUUUUAACUAGGAGUUUACAGCAGGAAUAGAGAAAUUCAGAUCCUGUCAGACUUCUUGAUAUGUGGCUAAAAGCUGCUGCUGAACACAUUAUUGCCAAUUUCUGCAGUAAUUCAGGCUUAAUCUCUACCAGUGUAGCUUCAAGUUGACUCAAGUUGUAAUUUUAUAGCAGACCUAUGUCUAAGUUACCUGUAAAGUGAUUAAAUUUGACCUUUUGAGAAGAACAUGUAUAUUAUCCUAGAAAAUUCAUUCCACCUUCAGAAUUCCAAGCCCAAACUUGAGUGAAAUCGUUGCAAUUGUUAAGCUUUGGCAGUAAUUUUUGGGGGGGAGAACUUCUCACAUCUAACUUCAUAACGAAGACUGUGAUACCGUAGCUGACUUAGGAUUUCUCAGGUCUGUUGUUGGCUAGAAAACCCAUAAAUCCCUUGCUGGAAUCGUGUAUUUGAAGCUAGAAUUCCUGGGUGUAACGUACUUCCUAUUUAAGUAUAAAUCUUUGCAUGGGGUUUGACUAGGAUACGCUUUAAAAAUACCUAGGUUGGGAACUAAAGACAUGUGGCAGGAAGUACCAGUGCAGGCAGCAGUCCAGAGACAAGGGAUCAGCGAAUGGCACAGCACACUGCUUCACUCCUUUGCAUCGUAAGUACUCGACGUCUUAGAGCCAUGGCGAAGCACAGAGCACUAUGAGAUGGUCCUCUUGAAAUUUGGAUGUGGGAAGGGGGAGCAAGCUAAACUCGUAUUUCUUAUCUUCACGAACCAGAUGUUACAUGUAGGUACCUUACCUUUCUUGAAGCGCUUUAAUAUAUCACUGGUUUAUCUUAGUGUGCCUCCUCUGAGUCGGUAAGCAUUUGGUGAUGGAUAGAAGUACUUGCAGACCUAAGUGCCUCCUUGUGUUCUGUCCUCCUACAGCAGUUUCAGUGGCCUUAUGAGCAUGUGUGUUCCCAGCAGAGGCCUUGUGUAGCUGACACCGUGAAGAUGAAUGUUUUUUUAAAGGGAAAAAAACAACAUAUCACAGCAGAAUGUGCUUCAGCUGAUGAGGUUCUUUCGGAGACUUCCCAAUUGGGUCUACCAGUCCUAAGUGUACUUGAGCCAAAUACGUUGCACAGCGUACUCCCGAGUGCUGGCUGUAAUAAUACUUUACCAAAAGUUCCAUUGCUUUUUUUUUUUUGGGGGGGGGGGAUACUGUUGCCAUGUGAUUACAAAAUAAUAAGAAAAUGCUUCUUGCCCAGAAAUCCUCAUACACCAUGCAGCAUGCAACUGAGUGAGCUUGCCAAGGUGCCAACGUGUGUUUUCAAAAAGUAGUGCCGCUACCAAGUCUCCCCCAGGCUGUAGUUUUAGUCUGUUCAGCUUGCCACUUUGCCCCGUGGAACUGGCAAAUUCCUGUGGAUCGUGAUGCUGGCCGAUGUCUCCUUCAAGGAGUUUUUAUUAACACACCACGUGGGUGGCGAGAGGAGUGACAUGAUAUUCUCACUGCUUGGAGCCGUGUCCCUGCAGGUGUGAUCGUGUUAGGACAUAGGAAAACUGCCCGUCUUCUGAACUUAGCCUUUACUUACUGUGACUGUAAGUUGUGUUAACACCUCUGGACCUCGUUCUCCUGCCCGUAGAAGGGGAAUCGUGUGUUUUUAUUUAGUUAAGUGCUUUGAAAGACCUCUAUUUUUUUAUAUCAUCCAAGGAGUAGUCAUAGAUUAGUCUGCAGUGUCUGCGAUGAGGCGCUAUUUUGGGAGGAAAGAGUUCUGAAAGGAGCUUUGGAGAAGUCAGUGCAUAAUCCUCUCAAGGAAGUCAGCGCAGCACUGAUGUCAAGAGGAUUAAUACAGUCUUUAGAUGGGGAUAUUUAAUGGAGAUUUUGCCUCCUUAGUAGGCAUGGCUAUGAUUACUUUUGGUUUUUUCUUCAGUUCAUGUGAGAGCAAUUCAAGAAGGAUGAACUAAAGACCUUUAAAUACCCUCAGCAGCCCUUUUGAAGGAUUGGGCAACAUGCACAGGGUCCAAAAGUUCUCCGUUCUCCUCCCUGGGGAAGGAUUACAGGUUGAUCUGGCUGAGCUGUAAGUGCUGUGUGAGCAGGCAACAAACCUCUGUCUAGUAGCCUCCAAGUAUGUAACAAAGUCCAUUGUUUGCAAGCAGAAGUUGAACAAACCCACACCCUUGGAGUGAGGGCAAUUAACCAUUGGAACAAAUCAACAGGAGGAGUAAGAGACUUUUUUUUUUCCAUUGCUGGCAGUUGUUUGAACAAGUUUCUUUUGAAAAGAGACUUAAGUCUGCUCUAAUUAAAAUAAUUAAUUUGGAGAGGGUCUGUAGUAUGUGUUUUGCAGGAUGUCAGACUAGAUGAUUAAAGAAAAGGCUAAAGACUGGAUAUUGGAUGAUGAUGAAUAUUACCAGGAAUCUGUCUAAAAUCUGUUUAUGUGAAGUGUUGAUGAAUUUUUGUCUAGGGACCUGUUAAUUUACUUAGAGAUCCUCAAAACUGAUGUCAGUCGAAGGAUGUAGUCAGUAUCACCAAGGCACUGGACACUUCUGAUAUUAGCUAAAGUAGGAAAAAUACUCAGCAGGCUUCUCCCUGAACCAACACCAAAAAAAUAAACCCAACCCCACCCUGUUUUUAAUCCUUUCAGAUCAUUUUCCCUGUGAACACCGGGGCCUACGAGAUAGCGAGGUGAAUCCCACAACGUUGGGUAACUUCUGACAAAGUCGGCCCUGGGAGAUAAGCACUAUAUGAAUCUCAGGCAGAAAUGAAUUAUUUUAAUGAAAUUACUGAAUCAAAUCACUUGCAUUUCCCACUCCCACCUCUUUGAAGGGAGUGAGGCAACUAACCUUGAUGUAACUGUUUACAUGGUUCCUAUGUUAACAUGCUGGGUAAACAAAGUGAAUCAACAUUGGGCUUUUCCAUCUCCAAACUCGCUAUUCAUUAGCUACCUGAAAAGAAGCACAUCAUGUACUGUUGUCUUUCUUUUUGAUUUUAUUCUAAAUAUAACUUCUUUAUAGCAGGAUUUAAUUUUGGUACAAGAGCUGAAGGGCUGAUGUUGUUGAGCAGACUGAUUUUAUUUUUAUUAAGCUUGAGGCAAGCGAACAAGUCACACGCGGCUAGUAAGAGUCACGCGUGUUAGCGGCAGCCAGCCUGUGGUACAAAGGCAGGAGAUGGUUCCAGUGAAGGUGGGAAAGCAAGUUUCACAAAACUUUUAGUUCUCUAUGGUGCAGCAAGCCCUGUUAAAGAGAUGACUGAUCGGUGACCAUAUGGAGAUAUACCACUGUCUUGUACAGUCCUCCUGUACGUGAAGGUGAAAUUGGUGUUUUAGGGACUGUUCCCGGCUGCGGUGCGUUCAGCUGCGUUGUCUGAUACCUUAAAACUGUGGCUGUUCAUCAGGGCUUUAAAAAUUUUUACUUUUUUAUGUGUUGUAUGUGGGAGCAUAAGCCAUCAGCUUGUGUAAAACUUAAAGCUUUCUUUUGGAAUACCCACUGAUAAAAAAAGAAAGACAAUAAAAGGUGGGUUCAUUGAUCUCAAUGGCUGUAUAUUGGACUUGUUUGUCUAGUAAGUGGCUUUAAAUUUUGCCCGUCAGAAUUAUCCUCGCAAAUUGUUCAGAUGAGGUGAGUGUUUCAAGCUUCGUGACACUUGGCUAAUAAUAGUAUUUAUGGUCGGUUUCGGACAGCUUAUCAAACCGCUUCUGCUCAUCGUGUUUAGAAGCAAGUCCCUGCUUAAAGACUGAGAACUAUACACGUUUAAUGUGGCCAUUGCCAUCAGGAGACUCCUCUAGCUGUUUCUCUUUAAGGUUGAUUGCAAAUUGUUCAUUUUCCGACAGUAACGUUUCCUGUUUCAGAUCAGAAGCUUCAUGCCAUACCGAAUUGUCCACAAGUUAACUUUACAGGUCUUGUCUGUUUGAUGGUACCAUUAAUUAACAUAGUUGUUUUUUAAUUACACAGCAUUGCAAUACAGUGCCAUUUUGCAAUUUCUUUGCAUUGUACUUGAAAAUGAAUUGCAGACUAUUUAAAACCGCUUUCCUGCGCUUUCAGUAGCAGUGAGAGCUUACCUUACGUGAAGCCUUUAUGUAAAAAUAUAUUUUGUAACAACCUCAUAGAUCUUUAACAAAACCAAGAUUUGUAUUAGCUUUGUAUAAAUGUUUGUGGCUUACACUUUUAUAUGUUUAACUUUUUAUAAACUUUCCAGGGACUACUUUUUAUUGUAAAUUUUUUUUCUCCUUGCUUUAGUUUAAGAUUGGCAAUAAGUUAUUUCUAAGGGAUGUCUUAGAAGAAAAAGCAUCGCUUCCUUUUUUAUAAAACGGUUAAAUCAAUUAGUUUAAAACCUCUUCCAUUUGCUUGUACAUUGCUCUGUACAUACUCUUCCAAAGUGUUGCCUUUCAGCUAUUAAUAUUUGCCUUGUGUACAAAAAUUACUGACAACGAAUAAACAUAUACAGCCUCA
Molecule: messenger RNA, 5674 nt
Organism: Cygnus olor (mute swan)
Lineage: Eukaryota; Metazoa; Chordata; Aves; Anseriformes; Anatidae
Gene: GNA13
Product: G protein subunit alpha 13
Exons: 4
Coding region: 101-1234 (377 amino acids)
Biological process (GO): adenylate cyclase-activating G protein-coupled receptor signaling pathway; Rho protein signal transduction
Cellular component (GO): brush border membrane; heterotrimeric G-protein complex
Molecular function (GO): G-protein beta/gamma-subunit complex binding; guanyl nucleotide binding; D5 dopamine receptor binding
Source: RefSeq, a predicted model, not a curated record